This is a messenger RNA of Pomacea canaliculata, 660 nucleotides long. RefSeq lists its product as uncharacterized. The transcript is spliced from 7 exons. The record is from RefSeq and is a predicted model, not a curated record. Gene Ontology annotation, molecular function: calcium ion binding. The coding region runs from base 140 to 598 and encodes 152 amino acids. Lineage: Eukaryota; Metazoa; Mollusca; Gastropoda; Architaenioglossa; Ampullariidae.
AAGCAUUCUUGGUUCUGCUCACGUCUCUGCACUUUGAGUGACUAUAUAAACUGUCCUGCAAUCUCCCUAAGACAACCUGAGCUCAAACAUUCUUUGUUCUGUUCACGUCUCUGCACUUCGAGUGAUUAAUUGGAACAAAAUGAAAAUCCUCUUCUUUUUUGGAUUUUUUUCGACUGCGCUCAGCCAACAUCUGUUUCAGAUGGGCUUUACCAGCAAUGCAACAAUCGAGAAUUUCAAAGUAUUCGAUAUGAACCUCGAUGACGUUAUCCAUCUGAGUGAAGUGUUCACUGUGGCCAGGAAAAUGGAUACAAACGGUACCUUUUCGACACUUUCAUAUGAUGGAGUGGUCAGCCUUCAGGAGUUGACUGCUAUGAAUUCUGAUGAUCUUCCUCCUCUUCAAGAUGAAAUUUUCUUUAACUAUAUGGACAGUCUGGACUCCACAGUCGACGGUGUAGCCGAUUCAUCGUUCAUAUGCACAUAUUUCAGCCUCAUGGAUGUGGACAACAACAGAAAAGCAACUCUUGGAGAGUAUAAAAUCCAGCAACAGCAGAUACAGGACCACUUAAAGAAAGAGCUGAAGGACAUCGCGGGAUGUUGACAAUCUGUUGCAAUGAUGUGCAAACGAAACUCCAAAUAAAUACAGAUUUGUCGAAAAUAAAA